GGUCCUAUCUCAGUAGUAGUGUGUAGCGUAGUGUGUGCACAGCUACAGACCCGUCCUGCAGCAGCCGCAGCGCUGAGCGUACAGACAGUGGCAGCGGCAUCUGUCCCGGAGCAGCCGCCGCUAUGAGCUCGGUGUGUCCGCGCUGUCACACUGCUGUCUACUUCGCGGAGAAAGUGAGCUCAUUGGGGAAAAACUGGCACCGUUUCUGCUUGAAAUGUGAACUCUGCAACAAGAUCCUGUCUGCUGGCGGUCACGCUGAGCACGAUGGACGGCCUUACUGCCACAAACCAUGCUACGCAGUCCUCUUUGGUCCAAAAGGGGUGAACAUUGGUGGAGUUGGUUCCUAUAUUUAUGAUACUACACCUCGAGUCCCAGAGAGAGAGAUGUCUCCUUGUUCCACCACUACAGCCCGUCCCAUAAACCGUUCCCCAAAGUCUGUCACUAGAGUGGUAACCCCCACAAGAACAUUUGCGGGCGAGACGGCCCUGUGUCUUGGCUGCGGCAAGGCCGUUUUCUUUGCUGAAAAGGUGAUGUCCCUGGGGAGGAACUGGCACCGUCCAUGCCUCCGAUGCCAGCGCUGUAACAAGACGCUGAGUGCAGGCAGUCACGCAGAGCACGAUGGACUGCCUUACUGUCAUGUACCCUGUUAUGGACAUCUCUUUGGGCCAAAAGGGGUGAACAUUGGAGACGUGGGUUGCUACUUGUACGAGCCUUGUCUCGACAAAACCGAAUCACUGGAUGAGAUGUGAAUUUUACAUCACUUAGAGACUGUCGGGAAUGCCGCUGUCUACAAGCUAUUUCCUUAUUUAACUCUUUCCUGGCUGGGAAUGCAUCACACUCUGGAGCUUUGUUCUGUUCUAUAUAUGAAGUAUUAAAUUGAUGUCCUAAUAGUAUUACACAGCAGCUGUAGCGCCUCUUACUGCAGGGAAUAGGUGUUCUGCACCAAAACAUGGAGACGUCGCCCUGUGCCACUCUACCCACAGCCUGUAGACUGUUACCUGUAUAGUAUCCCACUCUCACCAUCUUGUAUGCUAUAGACAGGGUCACAGGACUUGUGUCCCCGGAGGGGAAUCCUUUCUCUGAUGUGUUAUGUUAGUUAGUAUUUGGCAUAGGUAAAUCCCUGAUAAAGUAACUGGGAAGUCUCUCAUCUCUUGCGCGUGGUCUGUUACCUGAAAGAUUAAUAUUUGCUGUAUUAUAAAAAUGGAUUUAGAAUAAAAUUGCUCAUGUAUCUGA
Messenger RNA from Pseudophryne corroboree (corroboree frog), 1233 nucleotides. RefSeq names its product cysteine rich protein 3 (gene CRIP3). Lineage: Eukaryota; Metazoa; Chordata; Amphibia; Anura; Myobatrachidae. The transcript is spliced from 9 exons. The record is from RefSeq and is a predicted model, not a curated record. Bases 123 to 749 code for a protein of 208 amino acids.